This is a messenger RNA of Cladophialophora yegresii CBS 114405, 2052 nucleotides long. RefSeq names its product primary amine oxidase 2. Gene Ontology annotation, molecular function: copper ion binding; primary methylamine oxidase activity; quinone binding. The transcript is spliced from 2 exons. The coding region runs from base 1 to 2052 and encodes 683 amino acids. NCBI's taxonomy places the organism in Eukaryota, Fungi, Ascomycota, Eurotiomycetes, Chaetothyriales, Herpotrichiellaceae. Gene Ontology annotation, biological process: amine metabolic process. The record is from RefSeq and is a predicted model, not a curated record.
AUGGUUCUCGAGCGUGUAAAGCAGCUGGCCCAACAGGUGUCCAACACCGUUGCUCCUCCUCACCCCUUUGAUCCGCUCACUGCGCUCGAGAUUGACACAGCCGUCUCCAUCCUUCGAUCGCAGUAUGGGAAGCUAUACUAUAAUGCCGUCACAUUGUUCGAGCCUCCCAAGGCUCAAAUGCUGAAGUGGCUAGCUGACCCUGAUCAUACUCCCAAACCAAGCCGUGUCGCGGACAUUGUCGUCAUCACCACCGACGGCAAGGUCUACGACGGCCAUGUCGACCUGACGGAGCGCAAAGUCAUUAAAUGGGAGCAUACUCCUAAUGUGCAGCCUCUCAUCACUAUGGAAGAUCUCCAGAUCGUCGAACACGUCGUCCGCAAAGACCCCGGCGUCAUUGAGCAAUGCGGCCUGAUUGGUAUUCCUCCCCAGGAUAUGCACAAGGUCUACUGUGACCCUUGGACAAUUGGCUACGACGAGAGAUUCGGCAACGGUGUCAGACUCCAACAAGCACUGAUGUAUUACCGUCCCCACCCCGACGACUCGCAGUACAGCUACCCCUUGGACUUCUGCCCAAUCUACGACUCCAACCUCCAGAAGAUCGUGCACAUCGACGUCCCCAAGGUCCGCCGACCGAUCAACAAGGCACCACCAAAUAACUACACCGUCAAAUCAAUCGAAGAAACCGGCGGCUACAGAACCGACCUGAAACCCAUCAACAUUACGCAACCCGAAGGCGUGUCCUUCACAAUGAAGAACCGCAUCAUCGAGUGGCAGAACUGGUCGAUCCACAUUGGCUUUAACUACCGCGAAGGCAUCGUCCUCAACAACAUCACCUAUUUCGACAAGGCGGAAAACAAGGUCCGACCCAUCUUCUACCGCCUAUCACUCGCCGAAAUGGUGGUCCCUUACGGAAACCCCGAGCACCCACACCAGCGGAAACACGCCUUUGACCUGGGCGAAUAUGGCGGCGGCUACAUGACCAACUCACUCAGUCUGGGCUGCGACUGCAAAGGCAGCAUCCACUACCUGGACUUCGACUUUGUGAACCGAGCCGGCGCCGCCCAGACGAUCAAGAACGCCGUCUGCAUCCACGAGGAAGACAACGGCAUCCUCUUCAAGCACAACGAUUUCCGCGACGACUCGGUCAUCGUCACCCGCGCCCGCAAGCUCAUCCUCAGCCACAUCUUCACGGCCGCCAACUACGAGUACUGCGUGUACUGGAUCUUCCACCAAGAUGGCACCGUGCAGCUCGAGAUCAAACUCACGGGCAUCCUGAACACCUACGCCAUGAACCCCGGCGAGGACACCAAAGGCUGGGGCACCGAGGUCUACCCCGGCGUCAACGCGCACAACCACCAACAUCUGUUCUGUCUGCGCGUGGACCCCAACAUCGACGGGCCCAAGAACACCGUCUUCCAAGUCGACGCCGUCCAAGGGCCUGGCGAGCCCGGCAGCGCCGAAAACUUUUACGGCAACGCCUUCUUCGCCCAGAAGACGAAAUACACGAACCCCGUCGAGGCCAUGGCCGACUACAACGGCAACACCUCCCGGACGUGGGACCUCGCCAAUGAGAACAAACUGAACCCCUACUCGAAGAAGCCCGUCUCCUACAAGCUGGUGUCGAGGGAAGUCCCGCCCCUGCUCCCCAAGGAGGGGUCCCUGGUCUGGAAGCGCGCUGGCUUCGCACGCCACGCCGUCCACGUCACACCCUAUGCGGACUCCCAAAUCCAUCCGGCAGGACGCCACGUGCCUCAGACGUCCGGCGAACCCUCCAUGGGCCUCCCGCAAUGGAUCGCCAAUAACCCCAACGCCAAGAUCGACAACGAGGACAUCGUCCUCUGGCACACCUUUGGACUCACCCAUUUCCCGGCCCCCGAAGACUACCCCGUCAUGCCCGCCGAGCCGAUGACCGUGCUGUUGCGGCCGCGGAACUUCUUCGUCCGCAAUCCCGCACUGGAUGUGCCGCCUAGCUAUGCCAGGACGCCGAGUGAGGUCGCGGCCGGGAAAGCUGGGGGGAGUUGCCAUGCCGAUAACACGAGCACGCGCGUUUGA